UCACUCGCAACAUGGCGGCGACUGGGAACGAAGGGGAGACGUUAUUGCCAGAUAUUGAGGAGGAAGAGGAGGCCGAGGAGAUGGAGAGGGAAAUGGAGUCGGAGGACGAAGAGGGGAUGGGUGUGGAAAACUCGGACGACGACGACGACGAGGGUGACACGUCCGAGGACGAGCGAGAGAACGAAGCAGAGAUCCAGCGCUUGGAAGAGCAGUUGUCGAUCAAUGCAUUUGAUUAUAACUGCCAUGUGGACCUGAUUAAGCUGCUGAGGCAGGAAGGGAAGCUGCACAGACUGCGGAAGGCCAGGCAGAAGAUGAGCGAACUCUUCCCUCUUACUGAAGAGAUUUGGCUGGACUGGCUGAAGGAUGAGAUUGGUCUGAUCGAGGGCGAGGAGGCGGAGCGGGAGAAGAUGUACGAGCUUUUUGAGAAAGCUGUGAAGGACUACAUGUGUCCUGAUAUCUGGUUGGAGUAUGCACAGUACUCUAUAGGUGGGAUGGGGGCUGCCGGGGGCAUUGACCGGGUGCGCUCCAUCUUCGAGAGGGCACUGACUGCAGUAGGUUUGCACAUGACCAAAGGUGCCGCCCUGUGGGAGGCCUACAGGGAGUUUGAGAUCGCCAUUCUCUCCACUCUACAGCCUCCUCCCGGCGGUGUUGCGAGUCCAGAGCAGCAGGAGCAGCUGAAUGCUCAGCUCGAGAGAAUCCACACACUUUUCAGACGCCAGCUGGCCAUUCCUCUGAUGGAUAUGGAGGGCACCUAUGCGGAAUACUCUGAUUGGACGGACGAGGGAGUGUCUGAGACAGUCACGCAACACUACAAGCGGUCUCUACAGCAGUUGGAGAAGAGGCGGCCGCAUGAGGAGGCUUUGCUGAUGGCCGAGCCACCGAAGCUGGCAGAGUAUCAGGGCUACAUCGACUAUGAGAUGAAGGAGGGUGAUCCGGCUCGAGUUCAGAUUAUUUUUGAGAGAGCACUGGCAGAAAACUGCCUGGUGCCGGACCUCUGGGCUAAAUACACUACCUAUCUGGAUCGUCAGUUGAAGAUCAAAGAGUUGGUGUUGUCCUGUCAUGAGCGAGCAGUCCGGAACUGUCCUUGGACCAUGGGCUUGUGGAAAAGCUACAUAUUAGCUCUGGAGAGGCAUGGGGCGGAGCAUCAUAUAAUCUCAGAUGUGUUUGAGAAGGCCUUGAAUGCUGGCUUCAUACAGGCCACUGAUUAUGUGGAGAUUUGGCAGUCAUACCUGGACUACCUGAGAAGACGUGUCGAUUUCAGCAAAGAGGGGAGCAGAGAGUUAGAGGAGCUGCGGGCAGCUUUCACACGCUGUCUUGACUACCUGAAACAGGAUGUGGAAGAAAGGUUUAGUGAGAGUGGUGAUUUGUCUUGUACAAUAAUGCAAAUCUGGGCCAGAAUAGAGGCAUUGCACUGUAAGAAUAUGCAGAAAGCGCGAGAACUGUGGGAUAGCAUCAUGACAAAAGGGAACGCCAAAUACGCCAACAUGUGGUUGGAAUACUACAACCUGGAGAGGUCGUAUGGAGAUGCUGUACAUUGUAGGAAAGCACUGCACCGGGCAGUUCAGUGUACUUCUGAUUACCCAGAGCAUGUGUGUGAAGUUCUUCUCACCUUUGAGAGGGUGGAGGGCUCUCUGGAGGACUGGGACGCUGCUGUGCAGAAGACUGAGUCCAGGCUGAAUCGAGUGAAUGAGCAGAGAGUGAAGGCGGCGGAGAAAGAGGCCCUGCUGGUGCGGCAGGAGGAAGAGAGAGCCGAGCAGCGCCGGAAAGCCAAGGCUGAAAAGAAAGCCCAGAAAAAGAGCCAGAAAACAAACCGAACAGGAGACAAGAGGAAGGCAGAGGAUGAUGGUGAAGAUGAGUGGGGAGAGGAAACAGAACUAGCGCACAAGAGGCACCGGGGUGAGGGAGAUGUCAUCGCAGCGGCUUUAGAGGAACAAAUGGAGACAGAGAGCAGCCUGAUCGGGCGGCGCGCUCCGCCACGCAAAACAGAGCCGCCGGCAGCCCGGAGGAACCAGCAGGUGGUGCCGGAGACCUCAUCCAUGGUCCAAAAGACAUCGGACACCACACCGGACCAGCGCAGAGAUUCCAACACCGUGUUUGUUAGUAAUUUAGCCUUUAAUCUGGAGGACCCCGAGGGCAAAUUGAAGGCUUUGUUUGGAACCUGUGGGAAGAUCAUGGAAGUGCGGCCUGUAUUUACCACUAAGGGAGCAUUCAGAGGCUACUGCUAUGUGCAGUUUGAGGACGAGCUGGCCACCCAGGAAGCGCUGAAGCUAGACAGGCAGGAAGUGGACGGAAGACCGAUGUUUGUCUCUCCCUGCGUGGAUAAAAGCAAAAAUCCUGACUUUAAGGUCUUCAAGUACAAUACAUCAAUGGAGAAGCAUAAAAUCUUCAUCUCGGGACUGCCCUUCAACUGCACUACGGAGAAGCUGGAGGAGCUGUGCAAGGAGCACGGAACAGUCAAAGCUGUCCGCCUGGUCACCAAUCGCUCUGGCAGAUCUAAGGGCUUGGCGUAUGUGGAGUUUGAGAGCGAGGAGCAGGCGUCCCAGGCCGUGCUGAAGUUGGAUCGGACUAAGAUGGAGAAUUAUACUCUCUCAGUCGCCAUUAGCAACCCACCGGCUAGGAAGACAGAAGUCAGACCAGCGGCUAGCCGUGUGCUGGGAGCCAUGAUGCCUCGGCAGCUACAGGGCACUCGAGGAAAAGGACGGACGCAAGUCUCCUUACUCCCUCGCUCCCUGCACCGGCAGAACACCCCGGAGGCCAAAGCGGAGAAUGGAACGGCUACCAAACAGCAGCAUGGCAUGACUGACGGCCAGGGGCUGGACACUGGAACUAAAUCCUUGUCCAAUGAGGACUUUGCGAGGAUGCUCCUGAAGAAGUGAAACUGCUUCUGCAGCACCUGAACAUGACGAAUUAACCUGCCUUGUGUCGGAAGCCAUUCUGUGUCCUUAUUACAAUUGGGAGGAAGAAACAACAGCAUUUUAAUUUUUUUCCUGUAAAUAUGUGAAGCACCCCCAAAAUUAUAUAUAGAUAAAA
Molecule: messenger RNA, 3030 nt
Organism: Colossoma macropomum (tambaqui)
Lineage: Eukaryota; Metazoa; Chordata; Actinopteri; Characiformes; Serrasalmidae
Gene: sart3
Product: spliceosome associated factor 3, U4/U6 recycling protein
Exons: 19
Coding region: 12-2876 (954 amino acids)
Biological process (GO): RNA processing
Molecular function (GO): protein binding; RNA binding
Source: RefSeq, a predicted model, not a curated record